Molecule: messenger RNA, 404 nt
Organism: Eurytemora carolleeae
Lineage: Eukaryota; Metazoa; Arthropoda; Copepoda; Calanoida; Temoridae
Exons: 3
Coding region: 41-361 (106 amino acids)
Source: RefSeq, a predicted model, not a curated record
AAAUCCGCAAAUUAAAUUAUUAUUGAACAAUUUUUUCAGAAUGGUAGGGCGAGGUAAGAAAAAGACUGCUAGAAGGAGGAGAGAGGAAGAAAAAUAUGCAGAAAAAAUUGUUGAGGUCAAAGAGGAUAUAAAGGCUAUGGCUAAACGAGUGAAGGAGAAUCGAAGAAAGGUGAUGACCUAUUUUGGACUUCUCAACGGAUCUGUAAUUAUUGGCGGAGCCAUCGAAUAUGCCGUAAAAACUAAGUGGACAAGGCCUGUGUUUGGUUGUGUAUGUAUUGGCACUGUACUGCUCGGAGUGUCUAGUGUAUAUUACUGGAACAAGGAGAAGAUUGUUAAAAAGGCAUUAAACAGAAUAUUCUAAUAAUCAAUAGUUUUAUUCAAUUAAAUUGUUGUUACUAUUUAAA